UACAACGCAAAAAAAGGAAAAAAAAAGAAAGAAUGUCUACUAUAUAUAUCCACUUUAUUCAACAUACCUAAGAUUUCUCACUUUUCUCUCUCUCUUCCUCGUAGCCUCCACUCGAAAAACCUCUCCAUUUCCUAUCUGAGAUCCUUUCUCUCCUCCUCUUCCAUUGUUAUUUUUGGGAAAAUCGCGAUGUCGAAGGCAGGAGCAUUGGAUCUCGCAUCGGGUGUCGGUGGAAAGAUUGACAAAAAUGAAGUUCUCUCCGCUGUUGAUCAGUAUGAGAAGUAUCAUGUCUUCUAUGGAGGUGAAGAGGAAGAGAGGAAAGCUAACUACAGUGACAUGGUAAAUAAAUACUAUGAUCUUGUUACCAGCUUUUAUGAGUUUGGAUGGGGGGAGUCUUUUCAUUUUGCACCCAGAUGGAAGGGGGAGUCUCUUCGAGAGAGCAUCAAGCGACAUGAGCACUUCCUUGCUUUACAACUAGGCCUGAAGCCUGGACAAAAGGUGUUGGACGUAGGAUGUGGAAUUGGUGGACCACUAAGAGAAAUUUCUAAAUUCAGCUCAACAUCAGUCACAGGAUUGAACAACAAUGAAUAUCAGAUAUCAAGGGGAAAGGAACUAAACCGCAUUACUGGAGUGGAUAAAACCUGCAACUUUGUGAAGGCUGACUUCAUGAAAAUGCCAUUUCCUGACAAUAGUUUUGAUGCAGUGUAUGCGAUUGAAGCUACUUGCCAUGCACCGGAUGCGUAUGGAUGCUACAAAGAAAUACACAGAGUAUUAAAACCUGGACAAUGUUUUGCUGCAUAUGAGUGGUGCAUGACUGAUUCUUUUGAUCCCAAUAACCAAGAACAUCAAAAACUAAAGGCAGAAAUUGAGAUUGGUGAUGGCCUUCCUGACAUCAGGUUGACCGGAAAAUGCCUUGAAGCUCUGAAGCAAGCUGGUUUUGAGGUCAUGUGGGAGAAAGAUCUUGUAGCGGACUCACCUGUCCCCUGGUACUUGCCUUUAGAUACCAGUCACUUCUCACUGAGUAGUUUCCGUCUAACCACUGUUGGGCGUUUCAUCACGAGAAACAUGGUCAAGACCCUGGAAUAUGUGGGACUUGCCCCAAAGGGAAGUCAACGUGUCCAAAGUUUUCUAGAGCAGGCUGCGGAAGGGCUAGUUGGAGGUGGAAAGAAAGAGAUUUUCACACCAAUGUAUUUCUUCUUGGCACGGAAGCCGCUUUCAGAUAAUCUGUAAUGUGGCAGUGUAAACUAAUUAACCUGAUACCAUAGUCAUGGAAAUUUCCCAGGAAUUCUGUCAGGUAGAAAUGUAUGUUAGAAUUUGGUUUGACCAUGUUAAUUGACUUUGUGUUUUGUAUCUUGCUGAGUUUUGAGUUGCCAUUUGAGAGUUGUUUGUCUGUGAUUAGUUAUCUGUGGGUUCAUCUGUACACCUCCAAUGGCUUGAGCUAUGAAUUAGCCUUCAGCUUUAUUUGGCUAGUGACUUCUAUUUUAUCAAUCGAAUGAAAAUUUGGAGGUGCACA
Molecule: messenger RNA, 1510 nt
Organism: Quercus robur (English oak)
Lineage: Eukaryota; Viridiplantae; Streptophyta; Magnoliopsida; Fagales; Fagaceae
Product: cycloartenol-C-24-methyltransferase
Exons: 14
Coding region: 187-1227 (346 amino acids)
Biological process (GO): sterol biosynthetic process
Cellular component (GO): endoplasmic reticulum
Molecular function (GO): sterol 24-C-methyltransferase activity
Source: RefSeq, a predicted model, not a curated record